This is a messenger RNA of Octodon degus (degu), 1977 nucleotides long. Its product is annotated as coiled-coil domain-containing protein 160-like. The record is from RefSeq and is a predicted model, not a curated record. The transcript has 2 exons. Lineage: Eukaryota; Metazoa; Chordata; Mammalia; Rodentia; Octodontidae. The coding region runs from base 778 to 1737 and encodes 319 amino acids.
UGAGUCUAACACAAGGUCAGCCCCACACCAGCCCCAGAGAGGGAAGAAGGGAGCCUCACAGGCUAAGCAAAAUAUUAACCAAGUUUCACCCAAGCUUCUCUGCAACAGUCUCCAUGAUCAAUAAUCAUUCAGGUCUGUGGUGAGGCCUUUCCUGAAUUUCCUCCAACUCUUCCUCCAUGAGAAUCUUACUGAGAUGUAAGGCACUUCCUGGACUGACUACCCACCACCCCAACUGCUUUAGGAUCACACCACUAAUUUUGGAGGUAAUUUGGGUGGCAGCUACCAAAAAGGCCACCAAAUUUGAGGGUUAAGUAUUUCGCUGUCCCUGCAAUCCCCCAGCCUGCAGAGGGGACAGACUCUAACAGAAGGUUGCGAAUGUGGCAUCCUGGGAAGGUGAAGGGUCUUUGAGAACAUGGUCCAUAUUCGUGAUCUACCUCUUCCUGGCUGCUGCUUCCCUGUUUGGUUUUCUGCUCUUACCACUUAGUGAGAAGAAAAGGAAAGAAGGAAAAGGAUCUCUGGAAAUCAGGAGUUGGCUCUUGGCCUAUCCUUUCUCUCCUUGACAGAUCCCCUCUGAUGCAGGCUCAGGGCAUGAACUGAGCCUAGGCCAGCCUCACUGGGUCACAUUGACUGAAUAAGGAGCAGCCACCUGCUGCUGGUCGUGGUCAGCUUCAGGGAGGAGCAGACAGGACUCUCUUCAGCUCAACUCAGAGGAAAGUGAUAGCGAUCAGUGUGAGACCCUGGACGUGAGAAAGGGAACUGAAAGAAGUACCUGAAGACAUGGGUGCUAGAAGAAAACACUGGAAGGAAAAUAUGUUUACUCCUUUUUUUAAUGCAAAGGAUGUUCUAGAAGAGGCCACUACACCUGAAUCCUCUUCUGAACAAAUAGCUGUAGACAAAGCUAAGAGAAUGGGAGGAACUGAUCAUUUCUUCAGUAGAAAGUGUCAAGAAAAAAAUAAAUUUAGGAGGAAAGAAUAUAUUUCUCAUCUAAAUGAAAGAGAACAAGAAUCAAAUUUAAGAGGGAGGGGGAUAAACAAGUUCAAGAACAAAGACACAAAUUUUUCCUCCUAUGACUCAUUCAAUUUGGAUGUCAUGAGUGAAGAAAGCUUUAACAGAACAGAAGACCCCUCUUGCAGGUGCAGAAAGGAGUUACGGGCCCUCCCACAGCAAGGCAUGAGGAAAAACCUGACCAAAGGAAUGUCCCCAAAACUUCGCCUGAACCUUUUGAAUGAAGAACUGGAAGAACUCAAUAUGAAAUGCCGAAAAAUAGAAAAGGAAUUUGAAAAUGCUGAAAAGGAACUUUUGAACUCCAAAAGGGAGGUCUCCACAAAAUCCCUCCAUUUUCAAGAAAAAGGAAAGAAAGACUGGGAAUUUCAAGCUUUAAAAAACGACCUAUCUGAAAAAGCAACAAAUGUUAAAAACUUAACUGAAGAACUCCAGCGAGCCAAAGAAAUCAUCCACAAGCUGAGUCUAGAGAACAGAGAUCUAAAAGAGGCCAUGAGGAAGCUGAAGCGUCAGGCUGAACUAGGAAAUGCACUCCUGAAAGUAGAUGUGAAAUCGUACUAUGAAUUAGAAAUAGAAAAGAUUCACCACGAGCUUGAAGCCAUCAAGAAUGAGCUGAGAUCUGAGAAGAACCUGCAGGCAAGAAAUACCAGAGCCCUUGAGUUGCUUAGAAAAUACCUUGCUGCAGUGCGAAGCCCGACAGCUUCCUCUGAAUGCUUGACUGGGGAAUGUUUUUAAGCUUAAGAAAGCCUUUCAUCAGGCAAGUUAUUGAGUCAAGUCAGUGUUUAUUGUCCUAUCUUUGUGUACUACUCAACAUAUGUGCAAUACAAUGUAAUCUGCACUUUUGGUGAAGCAGAACAUCUAUAAAAAAAUACAGAUCUUAGCUUCAAAGUAUCUGCCUUCUCUUUCUGACAAAGUUAUUGCAAGACUACAAAUGCAAAUGAAGUUUCAGAAAUCAUAUAUAUAUAUAAUAUAUAU